AUGUCUUCUUCUCCUUGUACAAUUCGAGAGGCCAUAGAUGUUCUCUCCUUACAAAAACUCCCAUCAGAUGACCGUCCGGUCGAUUUGUUGGGUGCCGUGGCUUCCAUCGUCAAGAGUCCUCCUCUCCAGUAUGCAAAGUCGUCCAGCAAAGUGGAACUCUGGAUCACUGACCACUCACUUUCUUCCGGAGAAACUGCUUGUGUCGUACUUUGGGGAUCUGCAGAGCUUUCUCGCGUAGAAAUCACACGAUUGGAACCAGGAGAUGUGGUCCGAUUCAAUGGCGUCAGUCUGCAAAAGUCUUUGCAACAACGACAACAACAACAAGGUGAAAACAUCACCUAUUACUUUACGUAUUCCCACAAAAAUGAAGAACCAGGAAUGAAAUGGUACGCUUUUAAUGACAGAGAAACCAGUCGGAUUCCAGAUUCAAUGCAAACACCUGCCCAACGAAUUCAAGAUUUGAAGGAACACUACACGCGAGAGAUGGGCAAUGGUGGGAGACUUUCGCCACUCCCUUGUCGAUUUCGACACUUGAAUGAACUACAAGUUUCUACUGGUCUCAUGUCCAAUAUAUCCAUUCGAGUCAAGCAACACGAAUUGCAGCAGUUCACAGCAGUCAAGACAAGGCGACUCACCUCGAGCGUCACCAAAAGUGUCGUUGGAUUUGCCACAGUGGCAGACUCUGCGAAGCCAGAUUUGACCAUGACUCUUGUGGAUACAGAUAAUCGGUUUGCGAAUGAUCUCCGAGAAGCAAGAGACACCAACAAGGUGCUAAUGAUCAACAAUGUGUUUACUCGAAAGCAGAGUGAAGUGUUGGGAGACAAUUCUGUCGUGGGAGAAGUUGUCUUGGUACCCUCCAAGAAUUCCAUAGUGAAUUGGGAAUGGAAGACUGAUGAUCUACAACAACAACAGCAUCAUUCGAUGCCAUCGACUCUGGAAACUGAAAGCCCGGGGUAUAAGUUACAGAAAAGCAUUACCUCGCUUGCCUGUCUUGUGGAUAUUGAGAUUUCUGGAAAGCUCCUGAACGCAUCCAAGUGUUUGGAAUCACCGACUUGCUUUGUACAAGGCAUGAUCAUCACCUCUGAGGACCAGCAAGAAGAAAUCUAUCGACCAGUCACACUGCAUUUGGAAUCAUCAACAUCUAGUAGUAGUACCAUUCCCUGUCCUAGGGAGGUCCUUGCUUCUCCAGCUAUCAUCCAAACACUGUGCGGCGGCAUUGACGCCAAGGAACUAACUCACGAUGAGUUGUUGCAGAAAAGUGUAUUUGAUCUGGUGCAAGCCAUGCUUCGCGAUCAGGUCAAGCUAAAGUGGACGAUUCGCAUGGAUUGUCAGCCAUUUGCGGUAGAACAUGUUGUCCUACCAUCAGGAGGUUGA
Messenger RNA from Cylindrotheca closterium, 1374 nucleotides. Lineage: Eukaryota; Bacillariophyta; Bacillariophyceae; Bacillariales; Bacillariaceae. The record is from the annotation of a GenBank genome assembly.